AUGGAAAAGAUAUAUAAUGCUAAGAGGUGCCUUGAUGACAACAGGUUGGCGUUUAUCGAGUAUUUACUUACUGGUGAGGCCAGCCACUGGUGGUCGAGCGUGAAGACUAUACUAACUGACGCUCACAUUCCCAUCACUUGGGAAGUUUUCAGAAGUAAAUUUUAUGAAGAGUAUUUCCCAGACAACGUUCGUUACGCCAAGGAAGUGGAGUUCCUUCAAUUGGUACAAGGGGGGAAGUCAGUAUCGGAGUAUACCAACACGUUCAAGCAAUUAUUGAGGUUCAACACUAUGGCCACUAGUGAAGAGUGGCAGUGUAGGAAAUUUGAGAACGGACUGAGGAGUGAUCUGAAGGUGUUGAUCUCCAGUUUAUGUAUUCGGUCAUUUCCUGCCAUGGUGGAGAGAGCCAAAGUACUGGAGAAGAAUCUGGCAGAGGUAGAACGACAAAAGAAGCAACAACAGGUGGUUAGGGGACCGAUCGUAUCAAGAAACAAUACUAAUCUGAGAAGGACCCCCUACACUCAUCCAAACCAACCAUCAAAUACAAGUGGGUCUCAAGCGCUGGUCACUACCAGACAACCUGGACAACAAGGAAACGUUACUUGUUUCCAGUGUGGAGGACCACAUUACCGUUCGUCAUGUCCUCAGCUGGUGGGAGGAAAACACUGCACUCGUUGUGGAAGGAAUGGACACUUGAAGAAUGAGUGCAACUUUGGAGGACGAGCGGUGACGAGACCACCGAACGCAGGAAGGAAUCAACCAAGAGGUGGUCGAGCCCAAGCGGUUGGGCGUGUAUAUGCUAUAACGGGCGCGGAAGCAGCAAGCUCAGGAAUGGAUUGGUUGGCUACCAAUCGCGUUCUGAUAGAUUGUGGUAGGAAGGGAUUAGUAUUUCCUGAUGAAGAAGAAGAAGAGUUAUCAGUGACGCUCAGUCAAUUGAAGGAAGAUAUCAUGGAGGGUGCCAGCUGUUUCCUGAUAAUGACGCACGCAGAUGAGGAGUUUGGAGGAUUAAUACUUGAGCGAUCGUCCAGUAGCGAACUCGGUGGAGGACGAUCGGUUGUGGAUGAGUUCCCUGAUGUCUUUCCGGAAGAAAUGCCUAGACUACCUCCUACUCGUGAGGUUGAGUUCACGAUCGACUUGGUGACGACCGCAACACCCAUCUCCGUUCAGCCUUAUCGUAUGUCGCCUGCAGAGUUAGCUGAACUCAAGAAUCAGAUUUAA
Messenger RNA from Vigna angularis (adzuki bean), 1215 nucleotides. RefSeq lists its product as uncharacterized. Bases 1 to 1215 code for a protein of 404 amino acids. The transcript has 2 exons. NCBI's taxonomy places the organism in Eukaryota, Viridiplantae, Streptophyta, Magnoliopsida, Fabales, Fabaceae. Gene Ontology annotation, molecular function: nucleic acid binding; zinc ion binding. The record is from RefSeq and is a predicted model, not a curated record.